UCUCGAAAAAAUCCAUUAGGCGUAUGUUUUUGUUUGUUAAUUUAUAAAUUUUAUUUACAAACUUAAUUUUUUAUAUCGACUACUGUAGUUUACUUGAUUUUGGAAGCUGAAUUUUUAUCUUACAAAAAUAUGUACAAAUAUGAAGAAUUGCGUAAAUUACCAACGGGAUCUCUAUACAGGAUCAGUGAAACUCUAGAAACCAAUGGAGAUUGGCGGAAAGUGAUGUCACUAAUACCCAAAGAUCCGAAUGCAGAGAAGUUUGAGCCUAAAUAUAACAGUCAGCAGAUGAGGAUAAUAGAAGAACAUGCUAAAGGAACAAGUAAGACCUGCGCAGAAGUACUGUUUGAUGAGUGGGGGACGUCAGGUAGAAUAAGACCUACUCUGGCAACAUUACAGAAUCUUAUACUCCAAGCAGGCAUUUAUAAGGCUGCUGAUGAGAUUGCACUUAUGUUACAGGAAGCUCCACCACAAAGGCCCAAUACAGGUCCAGCAGCAAAAAUCGAAACAGAUAUAGAAAAGUUCUUAAAGGAGGACACGAAAAUACAUGGCAAGAAACGUAAUCAAGAAACUGAGUCUACAGCCCAAAUGAUAUCGUCGGGUUUUCCAAACUUUGAUAAUUUUUCCAAACCAGUAAAAUCGAUAGGUGAUAGAACUACAGCGUCCAUGAAAUCAAAAGAAAGCGUAAAUUACGGCAGCACUCGGGAAUACAGUUCUCGUUAUUCUGAAAAUACUGACAUGAGUGCCUGCAUUCCUAACUUUGACAUACUCAUGAAGGAUAAAUCAGAAACUAAAUCUAUUGUUUACCCAGCACCUCCUCUUUUCCGUAUUGAUACCACAAUCCUGGAGAAUAAAACUUUAAUACAAUUCGAUUAUAACGAAUUGAAAGAGAUCACCAGUAAUUUUUCCAACGUUUUCAUCUAUGGACCUCUUGGGCCUACUGGGAAAAUAGGUAGCGGUGCGUUUGGUGACGUAUAUGCUGGCAUGCACCCGGAACAUGGAGUUCUGGCUGUCAAAAGGAUAAAAAAUUUGAGUCUCAUUAGUGAUAAGCCAGAUCUUAUUAGUCAAACCUUUAAUGCUGAAGUAAAAUGUCUUGCACAGCUGAGACAUGAGAAUAUUGUACCUAUCGUAGGGUACAGUAUACAAAAGGAGGUUACAUCUUUUCCAUCUCUAUGUAUCGUUUGUCAGUACAUAGAAGGCAGGUCUCUGGAACAGAAUUUGGCUGCCAAAAGGCUUACGGAGAAACAGAGGAUUGACAUCAUAGUGGGAACUGCGAGAGGCCUAAAAUAUAUUCAUAACAGAGAUUCAUCAAUGGAUGAUAAAGUUGAGGAUGGCGUUGAAGAUUCAUUCAUGCAUUACAUUCAUGGGGACGUUAAAAGCGCCAAUAUUCUGUUGACAAGAGAUUAUCAGCCUAAGCUCUGCGAUUUCGGUUUAGCGAAACAGUUCAAGACAACAUUAGUGUCCCCAUCCAUCAUGGGCACUACUCCGUACAUGUCUCCAGAACGUUUAAGAGGCACCGUCACCCAAAAAGCUGAUAUAUACAGUUUUGGUAUUGUAAUUCUGGAAUUACUUACUGGUUUACAGUGUUUAGUGAGUAGAAAUAAAGAGAUAAUAAACCUCCAAGAUUAUGUAGCGGAAAAAGCCCGUGUGGAUUAUAAAGACAUACUUGACCCUGUAGCUAAUCCGUGGUCUAAAGCGAAUGAAAUAUAUGAACUAGCUAAAAAGUGUUUAACUCAUGAUUAUACAUGUAGACCGAAUAUUAAUGAAGUUUGUGAAGAAGUAGCGAAUUUAAUUGAUGAUGGGGAUAAUGCAGAUCAACAGAGAAUUCCAUAGACAGACUAGUUAUCUACACAUUUCUUACGAUGAGCAAGUAUAUACAAAAAAUAAACAACUAUUAAAG
Messenger RNA from Diatraea saccharalis (sugarcane borer), 1897 nucleotides. NCBI's taxonomy places the organism in Eukaryota, Metazoa, Arthropoda, Insecta, Lepidoptera, Crambidae. The record is from the annotation of a GenBank genome assembly.